CAUCCAAAGUCAAAAYCACAAAAUUGGUAAAAUUGGUAAAGUCUAAAUUCGUUUAUACGCAAAAGUCAAAGUCAGUUCUUCUUUUCUCUAUUUUCGCUUUAUUGAUUUUCGCCUUUGUCAAUAUUCGUCUUUCCGACUUUCGCUUAGACGUGACUUUUCCUUUUGUGCAUUUUCACUUUUUGAAAAAAACCCGGCAGGCGUUACUUGCUCAAUACCUAAGGGAGACUGGCUACUUGUUCUCAGUCCCCCUCGUUUUAGUACGAACAGUACGACCAGCAACAGCAAGCAACAGCCAGCUUUGCAAACAUGGACUCUGUUUGGGAUUCCCUUGAUCAUGAAUUUCUUCAAAAGGACAUAAGGCGUAUAUUUCAAGAAAAUAAGAUAGACAAUAUCGAAGCCUUUUUGAAGCUUGAUAGCGAAGAUUUGAAAAUUCUUGGRGUGCGUUUUCACUCUGAUAAGUGCAAACUACUGGAUAAGCAAAAGGAGCUUUUAUUGAAAGAAAGGGAGGCUGGCCACGGUGGAGGGUUACGUACUGACCUUAGAGGCUUGGAAGAUGACUGGAAAAAGAUAGAAGAUUGGAGACGUAACAAGGCACCAUUUGCCAAAAAAUCUCAUUCUUUGAAGUUAAAACAAAGGGUAAUAGCUUUUAAUCAUUUUUAUAAUGACUGGUAAUUUAAAUCACUUAUAAUUCCAAGCAAUGUCUAUGACA
This is a messenger RNA of Actinia tenebrosa (Australian red waratah sea anemone), 709 nucleotides long. RefSeq lists its product as uncharacterized. Lineage: Eukaryota; Metazoa; Cnidaria; Anthozoa; Actiniaria; Actiniidae. The record is from RefSeq and is a predicted model, not a curated record.